Henningerozyma blattae CBS 6284 is the source of this 582-nucleotide messenger RNA. Its product is annotated as gluconokinase. Gene Ontology annotation, cellular component: cytoplasm. The record is from RefSeq and is a predicted model, not a curated record. Bases 1 to 582 code for a protein of 193 amino acids. The transcript has a single exon. Gene Ontology annotation, molecular function: gluconokinase activity. Lineage: Eukaryota; Fungi; Ascomycota; Saccharomycetes; Saccharomycetales; Saccharomycetaceae.
AUGUCUAGUGAAAAAAAAUAUAAAGUGAUAAUAGUCGGUGGUCCAAGUGCCACUGGGAAAUCUACUGUUGCUCAAAACUUAGUGUCUAACUUUGCUAAAUAUGAUCAUGUUCAUUUGGAAUAUUUAGAAGGUGAUGCCUUACAUUCACAGGAGAACAUUGAUAAAAUGGCAAAGGGGAUACCAUUAGAAGAUAAAGAUAGAUGGGGUUGGUUGAAGAAAAUUGCUAUUAAAUCCAUUGAUGUGGCUGAGAUGGAUAAAGAUGUUGAAAAAUGUGCUGUUGUAACUUGUUCAAGUUUGAAAAAAAAUAUAGAGAAUAUAUUAGAGAAAAUAGGUAAAAAGGCAGACUUCUUAUUCAUCAUAUUGAAUGCAUCAAGAGCUGAUUUAAUGGAGAGAAUGAAAUAUAGAGAAGGUCAUUUCAUGAAAGCUAAUAUGGUAGAUUCACAAUUAAGAGAUUUGGAAUUACCAACAGCAGAAGAGGUCAAAGAAGGGGUUGUUGUUGAAGAAAUUGGUGGAAAAUCUGUUGAACAAGUAGAUGCUGAUGUACUAGCAAUUGCAGAGAAUUUUUUCGGAUUCGAUAAAUAA